Messenger RNA from Coniophora puteana RWD-64-598 SS2, 3209 nucleotides. Its product is annotated as hydantoinase. The transcript is spliced from 20 exons. Gene Ontology annotation, cellular component: cytosol. NCBI's taxonomy places the organism in Eukaryota, Fungi, Basidiomycota, Agaricomycetes, Boletales, Coniophoraceae. Gene Ontology annotation, biological process: glutathione metabolic process. The coding region runs from base 24 to 3044 and encodes 1006 amino acids. Gene Ontology annotation, molecular function: 5-oxoprolinase (ATP-hydrolyzing) activity. The record is from RefSeq and is a predicted model, not a curated record.
AGUAGAUUGACACCAGUCCGUCCAUGGCAGAGAAAGCGCUUCGGAUUGGAGUCGACGUAGGAGGUACCAAUACCGAUGCCGUCCUGCUCGAUCUUUCUUCAGAGCCGGGUACCCGAAAGGGCCGUGUCCUUGUCUCAGCUAAGCACCCUACUACUCCUGACGUGACAGAGGGCAUCAAGUCUGCCGUCCGAGCCAUCCUCCGCAACAUGUCAGAUCCUGCCAAUGCAGGGAUACAAGCGGUCUCUAUCGGGACUACACACUUUGUGAACGCACUGGUCGAACGUGACACUCGCCGCCUGGACAGAGUUGCUGUUAUCCGACUCUGCGGGCCGUUCACGCACGGUACACCGCCGUUCGUUAGCUUUCCAUUUGAGCUGAGAGAUUUGCUAGAAGGACCGUCAUUUCUCGUCUCCGGUGGUCUGCAGAUCGACGGCAGCGAGAUCGCGUCUGUCAGCAAAGACGAAAUUGUCAAUGCAUGUGCUGAGAUCAAGAAGCAGGGCAUACAAGCUGUAACAGUCGUAUCCGUCUUUGCACCCAUCGACUCCGAGAUCAAACAAGAGGAAACCGUAGCCGCCAUCGUCAAAGAGCAGCUUCCCCACAUCGACAUUGUGUGCUCCAAAGACGUCGCCCACAUCGGCCUUCUUGAGCGAGAAAACGCCGCUAUUCUGAACGCGUCGCUCCAGCGGUACGCUCGACGGACUGUGCGCAGCUUUCAGGACGCGAUCCGCGCUCUGGACCUGAAAUGCCCGGUCUUUAUCACAAGUAAUGAUGGGACACUGCUCAGUUGUGCGCAGGCAGCGCAUUUACCUAUCAGGACAUUUUCGUCGGGACCUACGAAUUCGAUGCGAGGUGCAUCGUUCUUGGCGUCCAUGGAUACAGACAUACCGCAAGGUCAGUCUGCGUUGGUAAUUGACAUUGGUGGCACUACGACAGACAUCGGGGUGCUUUUACCCACCGGGUUUCCUCGACAAGCUGCAUCUUACCACGAGUUAUGCGGAGUGAGACUCAACUUCUCCAUGCCUCACGUCACCAGUAUCGGACUUGGAGGAGGCUCUCUAGUCCGAGAGCACCCCACGACGUCCAAAGUCUCAGUCGGCCCUCAGUCAGUCGGUCACCGCAUCACAUCUGAAGCUCUCGUUUUCGGCGGCUCCACGCUCACCGCUACUGACGUCGCCGUAGCCUUAGGACGCGCACAAAACAUUGGCAAUAAGACUCACCUCUCGGAAUUGGACGUCGAGACUAUCCUCGGUGCCCAGGAAGCAAUCAAAGUGCUACUCCAGAACGCAGUGGACGCAAUGAAAACAUCCGCUCAAGACAUACCCGUAUUCCUCGUCGGUGGUGGAUCAAUCUUAGCACCGGACGAGCUGGCGGGCGUCUCACGGGUGCACCGUUUCCACCAUUUUGACGUCGCGAAUGCCGUCGGCGCCGCCAUCGCCCAGAUAUCUGGUGUAAUCGACUGCUUCCAAGACACGUCUACCCGGUCCAUCUCGGAAGCCCAGGCUGACACCGAAGCCCAGGCUCGCGCUCGCGCCAUCUCUGCCGGGGCCGACCCUCGCACCGUCAAAAUCGUCGAAAGCGAAGCCAUCCCGAUCGCAUACACCUCCGGACGCUGUCGGUUCUACGUCAAAGCAGCCGGCGAGUGGUCCGGAACGACACACCCCCACGACGACCUACCCCUCCCCGUAACCGAGCUCCACACUCCAGAAUCUACAACAGAAGCAGCCGUCCCCUCCACCCCACCACCCCGCACCGCCCGCAAAGCCCCACCUCCCCACCUAUCCACAGCACCCGACAUCCUCGCAUACACACCCACGAUCCUCAACCGCUCCUGGCACCUCUCCGAGACCGACCUCGAGUGGCUCGCAGACGGAUGCUACAUCCUCGGAUGCGGCGGCGGCGGCUCGCCGUUCCACACCUUCCUCGAGCUGCGCGAGAUGCUCCGCAACGGCGACAUUGUGCGCGUCGUGGAUCUGGCCAGCGUUGCGUCGCAAGCGCCGGACGCGCUGGUCGGGUGGGGAGGCGGGAUGGGCAGCCCGGAGGUGUCGCGAGAGCGGCUGCUUGGAAACGAGUACAAUGAAGCUAGCGCUGACCUGUGGUCGUUCAUGGGGAUUGACAAACCUGCGGCCCUUGUGGCACUUGAGAUUGGUGGAGGGAACGGCCUGAUCAAUAUGAUCACAGCAGCUACGAGUAACUUCGACAUUCCGGUGGUGGAUGGCGAUUUCAUGGGGCGUGCAUAUCCUACGUGGCAUCAAACCACUGCAAACGUUUAUGACGAAAGUGGCAGAGGGCUUAACUUGCUCCCAAGUGCAAUCUCCAGUGGAGACGGUAAUGUCAUGAUCAUGACCAAAGCACGGCGCGAUAUAGACGUCGACGCCUCCUUGCGGGCUGCAUGUGUCGAGAUGGGCACGCACGUCGGACAAGCGAGCCGCCCCCUAGAAGCAAAAACGUUGCACAUCUCUCUCAUUCCCAACACCGUCUCGUUGGCCUGGCGCAUUGGGCGUGCAGUAGCCCUCGCCCGCAAACAAUCAAGUCUAUCCCGCAUUGGCCCGAUCCUCGUCGACGCGGUCGGCGGUCCUAGCACCGCCAGGGUCCUAUUUGUGGGCAAGAUUGCCUACGUGAACCGGAGGUUGCACAAAGGUCACACGAUCGGCGAGGUCAUCAUCCAUGCCCUCAAGACCGAGGACACAGAAGACGAGACUCCAGAAACCGAGCGCUUCUCCGGAACGCUGAAGAUACCGUUCAAGAACGAGAACCUCUAUGCCGAGCAUGAUGCAGGGAAUGGACAGCCUCCCAAAGUGGUCGCAUCUGUACCAGACCUCAUAUCUGUCCUUGACGCGCGCAACGGCUCAGCGCUGGGUACACCAGACUACAAGUACGGUCUGCGCGUGCUUGUGCUUGGCAUCACGGCUGCACCUCAGUGGACAGAGACUGAGCGUGGCCUUGCGUUGGGAGGGCCUGCCGCUUUCGGCUUUGAACAUAUUCCAUACGUACCUCUCAAAAAGUGUGUGAAGCCAAAGUCCGUCAUCGAGGAGUUUGGUCAAUAGAUGGUGUCUCCGAGUGCUGUAAUCUGAGAGAGAUAAUCGUGGUGCCCUAUAGAUAUAGGUUGAAAAGUGCAUUUACGCUACUUUCACCGGCGAACUGUUUUCUAGGAUGAACUAGUAGCGCCCAUACUACUGAAUGGCUGAGAGCAGACGUGACGUUCUUCUGGC